This is a messenger RNA of Paramecium octaurelia, 618 nucleotides long. NCBI's taxonomy places the organism in Eukaryota, Ciliophora, Oligohymenophorea, Peniculida, Parameciidae. The record is from the annotation of a GenBank genome assembly.
AUGAUAGUUUUAGUAAGGCAUGGCGAAAGAGCUGACUCUUGUCCUAAAGAAUGGAAAAAGGUAAUAAACACCGAUGAUCCUCAUCUUACACCAAAUGGGUGUGAAUAAGCCAAAAAAGCAGGAAAACUGAUUCUCGAAGAGAUAAAAGACUACAAAGAGAUUAACAUUCAAUCUUCUCCUUUCUUAAGAUGCAUAAUGACUGCUAAAAAUAUAGCAGGGUAAAUAGAAAAAGAAGAGCUUUCAAUAAAUACCGAAAUUUGUGAAACUUUAUAUCAAUGUUUCUUCGAAAGCAAUCCACUACCUCGAUUGAUGAUUAAUAAGAAUCCAACUCAUCCCUACUUUUCUGGAAUAAGAUUAAUAGAUUAAUAAUUGAAAUAGAAUAGUAUAUACCCAGAAGAAUUAGAAGAUGUAAAUAAUCGAAUUUUGAACUACGUUUAAAAUUUAUUGGAAAAUAUCGAAGAUGACUAAUGCAUUAUUUUAGUGACUCAUUAGAGACCAUUAAAAUCAAUUUUGGAAUUUUUUAAUUAGAGUACAGACGAUGUUGAUUACUGUAAAGUACUUUCAAUUAAAAAGGAAGAAUCUACUGAAUUACAGGAUUGCAAACUCACUGUCUAUUGA